Molecule: messenger RNA, 201 nt
Organism: Dracunculus medinensis (Guinea worm)
Lineage: Eukaryota; Metazoa; Nematoda; Chromadorea; Rhabditida; Dracunculidae
Source: the annotation of a GenBank genome assembly
AUGUUAAGGUUAAGCAUUGCUUUUCUCGUCUCUGCUUUGAGAGGAGUGAAUCAAAAGGAGAAAUCUGGUGAUGAGGACGAGCGUGUACUUUCUGUUUUUCAGCUUGCUGCAUUACUUGUUAAGCUUGGCUCUCUGCAUAUAAGGUUUAACCUAAGGCAUUUCCAAGUUACUCGAUCUGAUGCCUUUCCUGAGAGUGAUUGA